This is a messenger RNA of Pezoporus flaviventris, 640 nucleotides long. Its product is annotated as platelet glycoprotein Ib beta chain-like. The coding region runs from base 174 to 419 and encodes 81 amino acids. The transcript has 2 exons. The record is from RefSeq and is a predicted model, not a curated record. NCBI's taxonomy places the organism in Eukaryota, Metazoa, Chordata, Aves, Psittaciformes, Psittacidae.
UGAAACUCCUGCGGCGAGGCCCCAUUGUGAGGUGUGAGGUGUCCCGGGCUGUAUCUGCCCAGCAGGGCCAGCACAGCGCCAGAUCCGCUGCUGGUCGCAGACGAGAGCUCCUGGUUUGGAUCCCCAGCCUUGAGCCUCGUGUGGUACCAAAGGCGCUCAGGCCCUGUGUCGCUAUGGCACCGCUGCUGCUGGUGCUGCUGCUGCUGGGCCUGGCCCCCGGCCUGGCCCGGCCCCUGGGGCCCUGCCCGGGGCCCUGCCGCUGCCGCGGGCGCCGCCUGGACUGCAGCAGCGCUGCCCUGGCCCGCGUGCCCCUGGCCACCCCCCAACGGCCCUUCUCCGUGCUGGAUUUCACUGGGAACGCGCUCGCCCUCAUUCGCCCUCAGCCGUGGAAGGGAUACCUGUGGGCUGAGAAGCUGUGAGUAUCCACCAGUAUCGGACAUGGCACAGGGGUUCCGGGAUCCCCAUCCCUCCGCCGGGCUGCCGAGCCGAGGCUGUGCCGAGCACCGCACCAGUGCUUGCCACGUGCAGCCAAGGCCGAGCUGCUCAGCAAGGAGCUGUGUGAGUCCCCAGAGCUGUUCCGUGGCGAGCAGGGCCCUGGGCUGUGUACCUCCUGCCAACCGGGGCCAUCCCUGGGCCUGUG